GAAUAGAAAUCAAACAAACUCACGAAGCAGUUCUUCUCCUCCGGUUGGUUCUUAUGGAUGCUAGGGGGGAGUAAACCGGGCAGACUAUUUGACAAUUCAAAACACAACUUUUAAUUUAAAAUACAUUGGACUUCAGUGGUUCAGAAAAACGGAAUCAGACCAAAAUGGAUCCCGAUGCAGACAAACCACUGAGGAUCGGUUUCAUUGGUGCAGGAAACAUGGCUUUUGGCAUCGCAAAGGGCAUGCUGUCAGGAAACGUUCUCCCUGUAAACAUCAAAGUCAGUGCACCAUCCUCUAGGAAUAUGAAACGUUUCCAGGAAGUUGGCAUCUCUGUAACUCACUCGAACGCAGAGGUAGUCUGUGGGUCAGAUGUGGUGUUUGUCGCAGUCAAACCUCAUCUCGUUCGACUCGUUCUCUCAGAAAUCUCUCAGUACGUCACCAAGAAACACAUUGUUGUGUCUGUUGCUGCAGGAGUGACCCUAUCUGUGUUGCAGGAGCUUCUCCCGGAAAAUUCGAUCGUCAUCCGACUGAUGCCAAACCUUCCCUGUCUGGUUCAAGAGGGGGCCCUUUUGUUUACACGGGGGGCCAACGCAAAGCAGGAGCAUGGGGAUGUGCUUCGCAGCUUGUUGCAUUGCUGCGGUUUGGUGGAGGAAGGGCCUGAAGCCUGGAUUGAUAUCCACACAGGGCUGAGUGGGAGCGGAGUUGCUUUUGUGUAUCUUUUUGCUGAAGCACUGGCAGAAGGAGCUGUAAAAAUGGGCAUGCCAAGUUCUCUGGCUCACAGCAUUGCAUCCCAAACUGUUCUUGGUGCUGGGAGAUUGUUACGUGAUUCUGGGAAGCAUCCAGCUCAGCUUCGGUCUGAGGUCUGCACGCCUGGUGGAACAACAAUCUAUGGGCUUCACACUCUAGAGCAGGGAGGAUUGAGGGCGUCUGUCAUGAGUGCGGUGGAAUCAGCCACUGAGAGGGCCCGGGAGCUUGGCAGCAAAUAGGCAGCAGGAAGGAUCUCUACGUCCAUGAUGGGUUUCAAAAACCACAGCUUGAACUCUAACCACGGAAAGUCUUAAAAAUAUGCUUUUCUUUUUCUUUCAACAAUUUAGUGUUUUAUGAUUAAAAGAAAGAAAAACAUGAUUAUUUUCUUUAUCA
Molecule: messenger RNA, 1140 nt
Organism: Cyprinodon tularosa
Lineage: Eukaryota; Metazoa; Chordata; Actinopteri; Cyprinodontiformes; Cyprinodontidae
Gene: pycr3
Product: pyrroline-5-carboxylate reductase 3
Exons: 7
Coding region: 165-986 (273 amino acids)
Biological process (GO): L-proline biosynthetic process
Molecular function (GO): pyrroline-5-carboxylate reductase activity
Source: RefSeq, a predicted model, not a curated record